CUUGAACGCCGAAUCGGAGGAGCUCCACUUUUUUUGGCUUUAUUUAUUUCCCUUGAAUUUAGGCAGAUUUCUGUUUUCCAGUCUCCACCUACCACUCUACCUACCCUCUCUAUUACUUCAUAUAGUUGUUUGUUUGAUCCAACCAUCCUGGGCGACAGGACUCUUCCCAAAUCAAUCAACCAAAUUUGGGUUCUCGUCAUACUUUACAGUUUCGGAUUGACAGUUUUGGGAUUGUGUCCUGCUCGGCGAUAAGACUUUUUGUUUUCAGAAAUCAAUCUGAAUUUGUUUACUUCAUAGUUUUGUUUUGAAUUGAUAGUUUUAGCGAGGAGACAUGUCUGCGGCUUUGGGUCCGAACUCAGUUUUGCACAGCCGUGACCUUGUAGUGCCGUCCCCGGCCAGGGGCCUGUUGAACCGGUUGGGACGGCUGCCAAUAGGAGGAGCUGGAAGAGCUGCUGCUACUGCUAAGAGGGCGAAUUGUUCUCUGUCCAAAGGACACCGUAGUUUAGCGGAAAAGAGGUUUUAUGGGACGAAGCUCCGAUCUUUGGGCUCUGAAAGUUUGCAUCUUUGGCAAUCGGAUCGGCUCGGCAGAGCUUCCAAGCAGCGAAUUGUUGUGCGUUCCUCGUUCUCUCAGGUUCCCGAGAAGCCACUCGGUCUCUAUGAUCCCGCCUACGAUAAGGACUCGUGCGGGGUGGGAUUUAUUGCUGAGCUUUCCGGUCAAAGCAGCCGCAAGACGGUGACAGAUGCAAUUGAGAUGUUGGUGCGAAUGUCUCACCGAGGCGCGUGUGGUUGUGAGACGAAUACCGGUGACGGCGCUGGCAUUCUUGUGGAUCUUCCUCAUGACUUUUACAAGGAGGUUGUGAAGGAUGUUGGGUUUGAGCUACCCGCACCUGGACAGUACGCAGUUGGCAUGUUCUUCAUGCCCACUGAUGAUGUGCGAAGAGAGAAAAGUAAAAGUAUAUUUACAACGGUAGCUGAUUUACUUGGCCAUAAAAUCAUUGGAUGGAGACGUGUCCCAAGAAAUAAUUCAGGACUGGGAAACUCUGCUUUGAAGACAGAGCCUAUCAUUGAGCAAGUAUUUGUUACUGAAACUCCCCGGUCCAAGGUUGAUUUUGAGCGACAGAUGUACAUAUUACGGAGAGUUUCUAUGCUAGCAAUUCGAGCUUCUUUGAACCUCCAACAUGGUGACCAUAAAGAUUUCUAUAUAUGUUCUCUUUCGUCAAGGACUGUUGUCUACAAAGGCCAGUUAAAGCCUGAUCAAUUGCAGGAAUACUACUAUGCAGAUCUUGGCAAUGAAAGCAUUGGAUCACAAUCCUAACUGGAAGAAAUGCAAGGUUGAGAAAAUGACUUCUGAGGCAUUGAAGCAUGUAUGAUCUCUUAAGUUCUUCCACUUGAUCAGUGUUUGAGUUGGAUUCUUGGUUCAGUCGGUAAGGACAUCAUUAUGAAGCCAUCAAUGCUUGCAGAAAACAUGAUGCUAUCCUUUCUAUGAUUACUUCCAAGUAUGAAACCUCAAUUAUUGGUGGAAAGAGAUUGUGAAUGCUGUAGGUUACCUAGGGUUUCGAUCCAUGUUGUGAAGCAGCUGUAAAAAACCAAAAGCCAAAGAUAUUUAUGAAUCCGUGUAGUUGCUGUUUCGAUUUCUUUUGUGAUUUCUUUUAAUGGGUUUCUGGUACAGGUUCAUUCUAGGUUCUCAACGAAUACUUUUCCUAGUUGGGAUCGUGCUCAACCCAUGCGUGUCUUGGGUCACAAUGGGGAAAUUAAUACACUCCGUGGCAAUGUAAAUUGGAUGAAGGCUCGUGAGGGUCUCCUUAAGUGCAAGCAGCUUGGCCUUUCUAAGUCAGAGAUGACGAAGAUUUUACCUAUUGUUGAUGCUAGUUCCUCUGAUUCAGGAGCGUUUGAUGGUGUACUUGAACUCUUAGUUCGUGCUGGUAGAAGUCUACCUGAAGCUGUGAUGAUGAUGAUUCCUGAAGCCUGGCAAAAUGAUAAGAACAUGGAUCCUGAAAGGAAGGCUUUAUAUGAAUACUUCUCAGCUCUCAUGGAACCUUGGGAUGGGCCUGCCCUUAUUGCAUUUACUGAUGGACGCUACCUUGGAGCAACAUUGGAUCGCAAUGGACUUCGGCCUGGCCGGUUUUAUGUCACACACAGCGGCCGAGUUGUAAUGGCAAGUGAAGUUGGUGUAGUUGAUGUUGCACCUGAGGAUGUGAGUAGAAAAGGAAGGCUCAAUCCUGGAAUGAUGCUUCUUGUGGAUUUUGAUAACCAUGUUGUUGUGGAUGAUGAUGCUCUGAAACAACAAUAUUCUCUUGCUAGACCUUAUGGGGAGUGGCUUGCAAGGCAAACUAUACAAUUGAAAGACAUAGUUGAGUCUGUAAAAGAAUCUGACAGGACGCCUCCACUAAUUGCAGGAGUUUUACCAGCAUCCAAUGAUGAUGAUAACAUGGAAAACAUGGGCAUUCAGGGUUUAUUGGCUCCAUUAAAGGCCUUUGGCUACACUGUCGAGGCCUUGGAAAUGUUGCUACUCCCUAUGGCAAAGGAUGGGGUUGAAGCUCUUGGUUCUAUGGGUAACGAUGCUCCACUUGCUGUGAUGUCCAACAGGGAGAAACUCUUAUAUGACUAUUUCAAGCAGAUGUUUGCUCAGGUUACAAAUCCACCAAUUGAUCCUAUUAGGGAAAAAAUUGUCACUUCCAUGGAGUGUAUGGUUGGUCCAGAAGGAGAUCUCACGGAGACGACCGAAGAGCAGUGUCACCGCCUCUCACUCAAAAGUCCUCUCUUGAGCAUUGAAGAGAUGGAAGCCAUUAAAAAGACGAACUACAGAGGCUGGAAAAGCAAGGUUAUUGAUAUCACCUAUCCUAAAGAACAUGGUAGUAAGGGUUUAAAGGAGACGUUAGAUAGGAUCUGUUCUGAAGCACAUGAAGCGAUCAACGAGGGUUAUUCUACACUCGUGCUUUCUGACAGAGCUUUCUCGCCCAACCGUAUUGCUGUGAGCUCCUUGCUGGCUGCUGGGGCGGUACAUCAACAUCUGGUUAAAAAUCUCGAGCGUACUCGUGUUGCACUGGUUGUUGAAUCAGCUGAACCCCGUGAGGUGCACCAUUUUUGCACACUUGUAGGUUUUGGAGUGGAUGCCAUCUGCCCUUAUUUGGCGACAGAAGCUAUAUUGAGGCUACAGGUUGAUGGAAAGAUCCCACCAAAGGCAACCGGUGAGUUCCAUACCAAGGAUGAGCUUAUUAAGAAGUAUUUCGAAGCAAGCACGUAUGGGAUGAUGAAGGUUCUUGCUAAAAUGGGCAUUUCAACUUUGGCCUCAUACAAAGGUGCUCAAAUUUUUGAGGCUGUGGGCCUUUCAUCAGAAGUAAUGGUGCGGUGCUUUGCUGGAACUCCAAGCAGAGUUGAGGGUGCCACUUUUGAAGCACUUGCACAAGAUGCAAUUAAGUUUCAUGAACUGGCAUUUCCUUCACGUUCUCUCCCUGCCGGAAGUUCAGAGGCUGUAGCACUCCCUAACCCCGGUGAUUAUCACUGGAGAAAAGGAGGUGAGAUUCAUCUCAACGAUCCCCUUGCUAUAGCCAAAUUACAGGAAGCUGCCAGAUCCAACAGUGUGGCUGCCUACAAGGAAUACUCCAAGCGUGUCCAAGAAUUAAACCAACAAUGUAAUUUAAGGGGUCUUUUGAAGUUCAAAGAGACAGGAGUGAGAAUUCCUCUGGAGGAAGUUGAGCCGCCUACUGAGAUAGUAAAGCGUUUCUGCACUGGAGCUAUGAGUUAUGGGUCGAUAUCACUGGAAGCUCAUACAACCCUUGCUAUUGCAAUGAACAGAAUUGGGGGGAAAUCAAACACAGGUGAGGGAGGUGAACAGCCGUCUCGCAUGGAGCCUCUUCUGGAUGGAUCCAGCAACCCUAAAAGAAGUGCAAUUAAGCAGGUUGCAAGUGGAAGAUUUGGAGUCACAAGUUAUUAUCUCACAAAUGCUGAUGAAUUACAAAUAAAAAUGGCCCAGGGAGCAAAACCUGGAGAGGGUGGUGAACUUCCUGGACACAAGGUCAUUGGUGACAUUGCUGUCACUAGGAACUCCACUUCUGGGGUAGGACUAAUUAGUCCUCCUCCCCACCAUGAUAUAUACUCUAUUGAAGAUCUUGCCCAAUUGAUUCACGAUCUUAAGAAUGCAAACCCAGGGGCUCGAGUAAGUGUGAAACUAGUUUCUGAAGCUGGUGUUGGGGUGAUUGCAAGUGGUGUUGUGAAAGGGCAUGCUGAUCAUGUUUUGAUCUCUGGUCAUGAUGGUGGUACAGGUGCAUCAAGAUGGACUGGAAUCAAGAGUGCUGGACUUCCAUGGGAACUUGGUCUUGCUGAGACUCAUCAGACUUUAGUUGCGAAUGACCUUCGAGGCCGAACCACUCUGCAGACAGAUGGGCAGUUAAAAACCGGAAGGGAUGUGGCUAUUGCUGCACUUCUGGGUGCAGAGGAGUUUGGUUUCAGCACUGCACCUUUAAUAACACUAGGAUGCAUCAUGAUGCGAAAAUGCCAUAAAAACACUUGUCCUGUGGGGAUUGCGACUCAAGAUCCUGUUCUUCGGGAAAAGUUUGCUGGAGAACCAGAACAUGUUAUAAAUUUCUUCUUCAUGCUAGCAGAAGAGGUAAGGGAAAUCAUGUCCUCUCUUGGUUUUCGAACACUCAAGGAAAUGGUUGGCCGUUCUGACAUGCUUGAGCUAGAUGAAGAUUUAGUCAAGAACAAUGAGAAGCUGAAGAACAUUGAUCUCUCUUUGCUACUCCGACCUGCUGCUGACAUCCGAUCAGAUGCUGCUCAAUACUGUGUGCAGAAGCAAGAUCAUGGUUUGGAAAUGGCUUUAGAUAACACAUUAAUAGAAUUGUCCAAAGCUGCUUUAGAGAGAAGCCUUCCUGUAUACAUUGAAACUCCGAUCUGCAAUGUCAACCGGACAGUUGGCACCAUGCUUAGUCAUGAAGUAACAAAGCGUUAUCACAUGAGUGGGCUGCCCACUGACACAAUUCACAUCAAACUCAGCGGAAGUGCAGGACAGAGUCUUGGAGCUUUUCUGUGCCCUGGAAUAACCCUUGAGCUUGAAGGAGAUAGCAAUGACUAUGUGGGGAAAGGGCUUUCAGGUGGAAAGAUUGUUGUUUAUCCUCCAAAACAAAGCACGUUUGACCCAAAAGAGAAUAUUGUAAUCGGAAACGUUGCACUGUAUGGGGCAACAAGUGGGGAGGCUUAUUUUAAUGGAAUGGCAGCAGAAAGAUUCUGUGUCCGUAAUUCAGGGGCUAAGGCUGUAGUAGAGGGUGUUGGUGAUCACGGAUGUGAAUACAUGACAGGCGGAACAGUAGUUGUGCUUGGAAAAACUGGACGAAACUUUGCUGCUGGAAUGAGUGGGGGCAUCGCAUAUGUACUUGAUGCAGAUUCCAAGUUCAGGUCACGCUGCAACACUGAGUUAGUAGACCUUGAUAGAGUCGAAGAUGAAGAUGAUAUUAUGACAGUUAAGAUGAUGAUUCAGCAACACCAACGUCAUACAAACAGCAAAGUUGCAAAAGAAGUUCUUGCUGAUUUUGACAAUGUUUUGCCCAAGUUCAUCAAGGUCUUCCCUAGAGAGUAUAAGCGGGUCCUUACAAGCAUGAAAGAAUCUGAAGCUAGCAAAAAGGCUGUGGAAUCUGCAGCCAAUGAAGCUAAGGAGCACGAUGAAAAAGAAUUGAGGGAGAUCGAUGCUUUUGAAGAGUUGAAGAAAUUGGCGGCUGCGUCCUCUAAUGGGAAACUUGACCAGGAUGAGGAAGUCAAAUCUGUGAAGAGACCAACCAAAGUUGAUGAGGCAGUCAAACAUCGGGGUUUUGUUAACUAUGAGCGAGAAGGAGUUUCAUAUAGGGACCCAAACGUUCGCUUAAGAGACUGGAAAGAAGUCAUGGAAGAGACUAAACCUGGCCCACUUUUGAAUACACAGUCGGCACGCUGUAUGGACUGUGGUACUCCUUUUUGCCACCAGGAAAACUCUGGCUGUCCUCUAGGAAAUAAAAUACCCGAAUUCAAUGAACUGGUGUAUCAAAAUAGAUGGCGUGAAGCACUCCAUAGGCUUCUAGAGACUAAUAACUUUCCAGAGUUCACGGGUCGUGUGUGUCCUGCUCCUUGCGAGGGAUCAUGUGUACUUGGUAUCAUAGAAAACCCAGUCUCUAUCAAAAGCAUUGAAUGUGCUAUCAUUGACAAGGGUUUUGAGGAGGGCUGGAUGGUGCCACGACCUCCUGAAAAGAGAACGGGAAAACAAGUUGCUGUUAUUGGAAGUGGACCAGCUGGUCUGGCUGCUGCUGAUCAGCUGAACAAAAAAGGUCAUACUGUGACAGUUUUUGAGCGCUCCGAUCGGAUAGGUGGUCUUAUGAUGUAUGGAGUGCCCAACAUGAAGGCUGAUAAAACUGAUAUAGUUCAGAGACGGGUAGAUCUAAUGGAGAAGGAAGGUAUUAACUUUGUCGUCAAUGCUAAUGUGGGGAAAGAUCCUCUGUUCUCCCUUGACCGGCUUCAGGAGGAGCAUGAUGCAAUUGUUUUAGCUAUAGGAUCCACAAAACCUAGGGACCUUCCUGUUCCUGGCCGUGAAUUGUCUGGAGUUCAUUUCGCUAUGGAGUUCCUUCAUGCUAACACUAAAAGCUUGCUUGAUAGCAAUCUUGAGGAUGGUAAUUACAUUUCUGCCAAAGACAAGAAGGUGGUAGUUAUUGGGGGUGGUGACACCGGCACGGAUUGUAUAGGGACUUCUAUUCGACAUGGCUGCAGCAGUGUAGUGAACCUAGAGCUUCUCCCCCAACCUCCGAUGUCUAGGGCUGCAAGCAAUCCUUGGCCCCAGUGGCCUCGGGUGUUUCGAGUUGAUUAUGGACAUCAAGAGGCUGCUACAAAAUUUGGCAAGGAUCCAAGGUCUUAUGAGGUGCUAACAAAGCGGUUUAUCGGAGAUGAAAAUGGUGUGGUGAAAGGUCUUGAAGUUGUUCAUGUGAAAUGGGAGAAGGAUGCAACAGGGAAAUUUAAUUUCGAGGAAAUCAAAGGUUCUGAGGAAAUCAUUGAAGCGGAUAUAGUUUUGCUUGCGAUGGGUUUCCUUGGCCCUGAAUCUACCAUAGCUGACCAACUGGGCGUGGAGAAAGAUAACAGAUCGAACUUAAAAGCUGAAUAUGGACGCUUUGCCACAAAUGUGGAAGGUGUGUUUGCAGCAGGGGACUGCCGUAGAGGCCAGUCUCUAGUGGUGUGGGCCAUCUCAGAGGGGCGACAAGCGGCUGCACAAGUUGACUGUUACCUCAUGCGAGAUGAAGAUGACUCUAUUUGUAGCACUGCUGGGCUGAAUCGGAGAUUUUGUCAAGCAGCAGCAAGGUAGGAGGAAAAGACAUCUUUCAUGUUUGAAAUAUAGGAGGAAUUAGUGAUUGGUUUUUUUUUAUUGUGUGCAUUCGAUUGGAUGGUAAUGUUUUUGUUAUGUUAGGUCGUUUUCUGGUUAUAUUUCGUUAUAGUUAAUGAUGCCUGUUGGUUUGAAGGAGCAGCAAGGCAUAGCAGCAAAGAUGUAUAGUUUUGUUAUUAAAUAAUUCAUUCACAUCUCAGUGAUGAUGAAUGUUGGAUGACAAUAAGUUAUAGAUGGCAUCUCAUAUUUUUUGCACCCC
Messenger RNA from Cuscuta epithymum, 7589 nucleotides. NCBI's taxonomy places the organism in Eukaryota, Viridiplantae, Streptophyta, Magnoliopsida, Solanales, Convolvulaceae. The record is from the annotation of a GenBank genome assembly.